UCAUCGCGCACUCGCACACAGUCACUAUCUCGAGCUGCUGGGUGAUUUAUUUUGUUUUAUUUAAAGGAGGCAAACGACAAUACCUCUGUCAUCUUUGGCAUUUUCUGGUUUCAAAACAAACCUCUGCAAAGCGCCAUGUGGAUUUACAAAAUGCUGCUCUGUGUGGCUGUUUUAGUUUACUCAGAAACUAAGCGGCAUGCUCUGCAAGACUACGAGAAGACUGAUGGCGUGCGCUUGGUCACGCCACAUGAUUUGUCAUACAUGUCUAAAGGAUGCAAGAUGGGCGUGGGAAAGUGUGCACGUCGCUGUAGUCGCAACAGGAAGCUCCAGUUCACCUGCAGAGCAUUCAGCUUUGAUCAGAAAAGUGCAAAGUGUCAUUUACUCUCCUACGACAGCCUCACCGUUGGUGUCCGCUUGGAGAAUGACUCCAACUUCAAUCUCUAUGAGAAGAAAGACUUUGUGAGAGAAUGCAUCGUUGGCAAUGGCCUGAACUACAAAGGGAAGAGAUCAGCGACCAAGAGCGGAGUCCAGUGCCAGCACUGGAAUUCAAAAACUCCUCAUGAACACAAUUUCUUACCCCAGAGGAACAAGCACAGAGAUCUGCGGGAGAAUUUAUGUCGUAACCCAGACAACACCACAACAGGUCCUUGGUGCUUCACCACAGACCCGAAACUACGACACCAGGACUGCAGCAUCCCGCAGUGCUCGGAGGUGGAAUGUAUGACGUGUAACGGAGAAAGUUACCGUGGACCCAUGGACCACACGGAGAGUGGACGGGAAUGCCAGCGCUGGGACCUUGAGGAACCACACAAACACCUUUUCCACCCCAAAAGGUACCCCGAUAAAGGUCUAAAGGACAACUACUGCAGGAACCCAGACGGGCGCCAGAGACCCUGGUGUUACACCACCGAUCCCAGCAUGCCAUGGGAGUACUGUAAAAUCAAACAGUGUGACUCAAACACUGGCGUUGACAUUGACAACACAACGGCUUGCUUUCGUGGACGUGGUGAGGAUUAUCGUGGAACGGAGGGCAUCACCCCCGAGGGAGUGACCUGCCAAAGGUGGGACGCCCAGUUUCCCCAUCGCCACGACUACACGCCCCAAAACUACCACUGCAAGGAUCUCAGAGAGAACUACUGUAGGAAUCCUAAUGGUAGUCAUCUCCCAUGGUGCUUCACUACUGACCCCAAUGUACCAGUGGCGUUCUGCACCAACAUCCCUCGCUGUGAAGUCACAGCCCCUGCACCUGAAGAGUGUUAUACGGGCAUUGGCAACAUGUACAAUGGCAAACGUGCAAAAACCCGCUCAGGCGUCACCUGUGCUCCAUGGAAAGACUGCAGUGAAAGUAAAGAAAGAGAUGUAGACUUGCUGACGGCUGUACAGGCAGGGAACUUCUGCAGAAAUCCAGACAUGGACAAACACGGCCCGUGGUGUUUUACAAACAGUUCUUCAAUCCCCUGGGACUACUGCUCCCUCGAACCCUGUGAGCCUUCACAAAACAAUCUGCCACAAAAAGCUGAGGUGACAAAGACCUCGUGUUUUGUUCAUAAGCAGGUGAGAAUCGUUGGUGGGGGUCCUGUACCGAUUGAAGAAGGCAGCUGGAUGGUCAGCAUACAGAAGGGGAGCACUCACUGGUGCGGGGGAUCUCUGGUCAGGGAGGAGUGGGUGCUGACAGACAGACAGUGCUUCUCGUCAUGCGUGCCUGACCUAUCAGAGUACAGAGUUUGGCUCGGUACAGCCCAUUUGAACGAAUCGGGUGAGAAUGACAUCAACAGGCAGGAGAGACGAAUCUCAAAUGUCAUCUGUGGCCCUGAAGGCUCUAGUCUUGCCCUGCUGCGACUAACUAAACCGGCACUCCCGAGAGAGCAUGUGAGGAUUAUUCAGCUGCCCGUGGCUGACUGCAGCAUUCAGGAGGACACCAUAUGCUCUGUGUACGGCUGGGGUGAGACCAAAGGCACCGGGCACGAGAAAACACUGAAGAUGGUUCACUUGCCCAUAAUAGGCAACGGACGAUGCCAACAGCUUCACAAAGGAGCUAUUCCAAUCACCAGUUCCAAACUGUGUGCUGGAGGAAGAAGGGAUGAAGGAGUGUGUGAUAAAGACUAUGGAGGCCCGCUAGUAUGCCAAGAGAGUAACAGUAAAGUCAUUGUGGGCGUGAGCAUAAAUGGCAGAGGAUGUGGCCGACACAACCGACCUGCCAUUUUUGAGAACGUGGCCUUCUAUACUGGAUGGAUCCACAAAGUAUUCAAACAUUACCCCAACUCGGAACUAAACUACUGAUGCUGAACUUUUUAAGAUCACAUGAGCAGGAUGGAAAAUCAUCAAAAUGCAAGAAUUCCCAUGAAAGCCAAUAUAGCUUGGAUUUCAAAUAAGUUUCUCUCUGAACAGCUCGUGUUGGAAAAAAAAAAAAAAUAUUCAAAACUUUCUCAGCUUGGCUGUGAAACAUGUAUUCAGAGCUCUGGCUGAAACUGUUGCUCUGAAUUCAAGCAAUCUCUACAUCUAAUAAUGCCAGAACCGCAGAGCGAGGCACUGAGAGACAGAUUCUCUGAAGGCUAAAUUUGCAACUAGCCAUACGGAAAGAUAAAGACUACUGGAGUGAAGUAUGGACAUGCAGUCAGAAUCUGUUUCAAGAAUCAAUAGCAAUUCCUGGCCACCUUGAAGAGAAAUCUUGAGCGUGCAUUCAUUUGUACAUACGACCCAUGCAUUGCCUACAGUAUUAAAGAAACAAGUUGGACUUCAGUUUGGAUGUUGAAAUCAGAGACUUGAGAACCUAGUUUGAGUCUGGAUUCAGACCAGGACUUUAUAUGUGGUUACCAGCUCUGUGAUCUCCUUGAAUCCCAACAGGAAUCUGCCCUUUCCAUCCUUCAAAACGAUUCAAAAUUGACUAAUGUACCUGCAACAUAUUUCAGACACUCCUUAUACAGAUAAAGGACUGUAAUGUUUAUAAGUUCACAUUGAUGUAUAACUCUCAUUAACAGUGUUAUCCAUAAAGCCAUAAGCAUAUUGUGUCCAGACUAAAUGUAGAGUAUCUUAAUGCUUUUACACUCCUGAUAAUACUUGAAAACAUACAUGGAAGAAAUCACUGUCCCUUAUUUACACUUCCUCCGUUACACAAUUUUAUGCAGUCAUAGGUGUUCCAUCAGUUUCCAUUGUGGAUAUUUUCUUCACAGUCCUGCAGCUUGUAAUGACAUGCAGUUAAAAUCAUAUUUGUUAUAACAUAUCAGCAUCUGAGGCUCCAAAAAUACCCCAUGUUUGCUUUAGAGCGGAAUUCAGAGGAGGGUUUGGAAAUGUGUGUUGUAAAUACUGUGGUCAUGGGAGUGCGCAAAUCACUCCCAGUUCAGUUGUAGGUCUCAUAGACCUUUAUAAGAUGUUAGGGCACAGUGGCCUCCUCCAUUCCAGUGUUGUUUUGUCUCAUUGGGUGGUUUUAUAUAUUUGUAAAUAUAUUUGUAUUAAAUGCACAUUUUGGCAGUAAAUGAGUGGAUAAAACCCACCAAAUGGUAACACUUUACAGUGCAUUCGGUGCCAUAAAAUCACAAUGAGCAAUAUGUGUUUUAAGCAUUUAUUGACCUUGAUUACUGUAAUACAAUAGUUCAAGUUAGUUCGUAAUGCACUGAUAGGGGUUUUCAAACGUUGUGAUGCCAAGGAACCCCAAAUAUAAUGAUCCCCUUGCGAGGGACCUUCUUCCAGCUUUAUAUGUUCACAUAUUUUUUUUCUCCCCUUUUUCUCCCCAAUUUGGAAUGCCCAAUUCCCACUACUUAGCAGGUCCUCGUGGUGGCACAGUUACCUCAAUCCAGGUGGCGGAGGACAAGUCUCAGUUCCCUUCGCUUCUGAGGCCGUCAAUCCGCGCAUCUUAUCAUGUGACUCAUUGUGCAUGACACCGCGGAGACUCGCAGCAUGUGGAGGCUUAUGCUACUCUCUGCGAUCCACGCACAACUCAUCACGCAUUCCACUGAGAGCGAGAACCACUAAUCGCGACCACGAGGAGGUUACCCCAUGUGACUCUACCCUCCCUAGCAACCAGGCCAAUUUGGUUGCUUAGGAGACCUGGCUGGAGUCACUCAGCACACCCUGGAUUCAAACUCGUGACUCCAGGGGUGAUAGUGAGCAUCAAUACUCGGCCCCACUAUAAAGACCCAUUUAAACUGUGUGAGAAAAUUAGUAAGUGUGAUAUCAUAAAGACAACAUGAUGUUUACAAAAGUAAACAAUUGGCUUUUAUAGUAUCAUUGUACUAAAACCAAAAUAUUUCAGACUGAAUAACGUCUUAAAUUUUGUUCUGUUAAUUGCACAAAUUUAUCGUAUUGCUUCAGAAGACUUGGAAUAUACUCCAGUACAUGAGCCGUAUACUUUUACUGUGGUUUUAUUUUAAUUUUAAAAUAUUUUUUUUUGGGUCCUAUUUCAAGCUUGACAGACCAGAGUCACUAUUCACAUGCAUUAUGACAAAUACACCUUUUAAAAAUUAACCACUUAAAAAAGACAGAAAUAAAGGGGGCUCAUGGCGAAAAUCCUCGAAAUGAAAUUUUCUUUUUUUUAUUUGUAGCAUCUGAUAUAAUAUUUUUAAUAUUCUGGUCCUAGUGAUGCAUUUCACCUCUUGUUAAUGUUAAUGGAAUAUUCCGGGUUCAAUAGCAACAGCAUUUGUGGCAUAAUGUUGAUUACCACAAAAAUCAAUUUCAACUCGUCCCUCCUUUUCUUUAAUAAAAGCACAAAUGUGUGUUCCAGUGAGACACUUACAAUGGAAGUCAAUGGGUCAAUCUGUAAACAUUAAAAUGCUGUUUCAAAAGUAUAGCAACAAGACAUAAACAAUAUGUGUGUUAACAUGAUUUUACUGUCAUAAAAUCACUUACUAACCACAUCUGUGGAAAGUUAUAGACAAUUUUACAACUUAUUGCCAUGAAGAAUUAAUAUCAACAAACCCCUUAAACUGUAAAAUGACUGUAAAAAUGAUGAUUUAAAGAACUGUACAGCUCAAAUAAAACAUGAGUUUGAACAUAAUAAUUAAUGUAAGUGCUUUUAUAAAAUUAUAAUCUUCACAUUUCUGACAUUAAACCCUCUAAAAAUUGCUGCCAUUGACUUCCAUUGUAAGUGUCUCACUGGAACACACAUUUGUGCUUUUUUUAAAGAAAAGGAGGGACGAGUCGAAAUUAUUUUUUCUGGUAAUUAACAUUAUGCAACAAUUUGGACCGUGAUUGUUGGUGCCAGCUGGGCUGGUUUGAGUAUUUCUGUAACUGCUGAUCUCCUGGGACCUCCUGGGAACAGUCUCCAGAAUUUAAUCCGAAUGGUGCCAAAAACAAAAAAACAUCCAGUGAGGGGCAGUUCUGUGGAUGAAUACACUUGUUGAUGAGAAAGAUCAACAGAGAAUGGCCAGACUGGUUUGAACUCAGAUUUUAGACAGGUGCUUUUAAUGUUGUGGCUGAUCAGUGUGUGUGUGUAUAUAUAUAUAUAUAUAUAUAUA
This is a messenger RNA of Myxocyprinus asiaticus (Chinese sucker), 5450 nucleotides long. Its product is annotated as hepatocyte growth factor-like. The transcript has 18 exons. Gene Ontology annotation, molecular function: signaling receptor binding; serine-type endopeptidase activity. Gene Ontology annotation, biological process: proteolysis. The record is from RefSeq and is a predicted model, not a curated record. Bases 136 to 2280 code for a protein of 714 amino acids. Lineage: Eukaryota; Metazoa; Chordata; Actinopteri; Cypriniformes; Catostomidae.